CCUCGCAAUAACCAUCCGGAGGAGAGAGAGAGAGAAACGGAGUAACGGAGAGGAGAGAGAGACGAAAGACGACUGAGAGACGGUGGAAAGCAGAGAAGAAGGUUUUUAAACCUAACCUACGGAAGAGAGAGAGAGAGAGCGUAGGGUUGUUAUGGGAGUUUUCCAAAUCUGAAUGGAAACCUUAGUCCUCGCCGGAUUCACUUGGCUCCGUUUCAGCCGUUCUUCGAUCCGUAUCACCGGCGGCUGAGCUGCUUUUUCAGGUAGAUCAUUAACAUCACCGUAGAAGGAACUUGUUAUCUCUAGAGAAUGGUAGACUUUUUGAGACCUGUUUCCUCGUAGUUACUUAGGAAGAAACUCGUAGAGAGAGAGAGAGAGAGAGUGUGAUCUUGAUGGAAGGUGCGGCUGAUUGCACGGUGGGUUCGAUUGUGUGGGUGAGGAGGAGGAACGGCUCGUGGUGGCCAGGGAAGAUACUGGGACAGGAUGAUCUCGACUCUACUCAUAUCACCUCUCCACGAUCUGGAACUCCUGUGAAGCUUCUUGGAAGAGAGGAUGCGAGUGUGGAUUGGUACAACUUAGAGAAGUCCAAGCGGGUGAAGCCGUUCCGGUGCGGCGAUUUUGAUGACUGCAUUGAGAAGGUGGAGAAUUCGCAAGGGCUGACGAUAAGGAAGAGGGAGAAGUAUGCUCGUAGAGAAGACGCGAUUCUCCAUGCGCUUGAGCUUGAGAAGGAGAUUCUGAAGAAGGAAGUGAAAGUUGAGACUGGUAGGCCUAGGGCUAGGGCUAGGGCUAGGGGGGACUCUCCUGAUGCAGCAGCCAAGGAGAGAAUGGUUGUGUCUAGGGUUCAUGAUAUCUCUAAUGGUGGUCUAAGGCGUAACCAUGUUGGUGAUGUUAGGCAUUUGCAGAAAGAUAAAGAGGUAGAACAAACGAGAUUUGAGGAAGAGGCACAGCCUCGAAUGAGAGGGUUGCAGGACUUUGGGCUAAGAACCUUCUCUUCGAAGCGAAAGUUUUCAUCUUCCAAUGGUCCUGCUGAUACUUCCUUCCAGUCUCUGGCGAGAAGCAACUCUUCAGCUUCUUCUAGUGGAGAUCAUAGCAUGGAGAGGCCCAGUUUUACCCUCGGAAAGGAGAAGACUAGGAACUUGAUGGAGGCUAAAAGGACUAAAUACAUGUUUGCACCAAAUGAAUCUAAUGAUGUUUUAGAUCUGCAUGAGAGUUUGCUAAGCCACAGGGCGGCUAUGCAUUCCUCCUUUGCCGGUGACCAUUCUCGUUAUUCCCUUUCAGAAUAUGACCCUCCUGAGUUUUUGGAAGAUGUUGAAUCUGUUUCUUCUGAAUCCGAAACUGACUCUUCUGAUAUGGAGGAGGAUACUGAUGAUGACAUUCCCUUGCUGUCAGGAGCUGGGCGUCAUUCAGAGCAACACAAUCCUUUCAGUAGACAUAUGUCAGCAGAAGGUGAAAGCACCAGCAGUGAGGAAGACUGUUAUGAAUCAUCCAUGUCUGGCGACUCUUCUCACCUUUAUUCCCAAGAUCCAGAUAAUGAAGCUGGUACGGUUUCCAAGUGGCAGCUCAAGGGAAAGAGAAACAUGCGCAAUCUUCCAAGAAGGUCUGCACGUAACGGAAGAUAUUCUGAAUAUAAGAGAAGGGCAUUUGGUCAAAAGCAUAUGGGCUAUGGAUUAGAUUCUAGUGGGACAAAUGAUAUGAGCGAUGGAACUGAUGACACUGAUCCCAACGAGAGACAGUUCCGGGACAGAAUGACUGGACCAGGUGAUGAUGAGUAUCGGCUCUCAACUAUGGUUGCAUCCGGAUUCAAGAACAUCUACAGCCAUGACAUGCUGGACUGGGAUGAUGAUCCUUGGGAAGGCCAGAUUGGUAAGAAGAAGCGAUGGGAGGAAAGACUCGAAGGUUCAGGUCAGGAGUUCCAUGCGUCUUCUCAUCGACAUUCUAGAAGAAAUAUGUAUUCUCCGUUGAUGGAUGUGGAACUAGAAGUACGAGGAAGCUAUCAGAAAGGGCCUGUCCCAAUUGUCUCCCUGAUGAGUAAGUUAAACAGCAGAGCGAUAAUUGGACAUCCAGUUGAAGUUGAAGUCUUGGCAGAUGGUUCCUCUGAGUACUUCGGCAAUGAAACAACAUACCAUGACAAACCCUUUCUACUUCCCCAUGCUUGGAAGACCGCAAGAAGGAGUAGCUCACGCGUUCCACGGCUGCAACCAUUAUCACCAUCUCUUGAAGCCGAUGCUGAUGUUCAUUCUCCGUCAGGUCAGGGAAGAAAACCGUUUUUUAAGAAACUUGGUUCGGGAAACUUAAGUACUGAUGAUAACUCGUUGAGGAGAAGCAAUCUAAUGCACAUUCCACGACCACCUGGUGAGAGAAAGCAGCAGCAAAAGAAGGUGAUGAAGAACACAAACGCAAGCCCUAGUCAAAAGACCAGGGCACUGUCAUCAUUCGGCAGUGAACAAGCACACAGCGGGAUAAAGACCUUCGGUGAUGGGACUCACGAGCUAUCUAACAGACGGGUACUACAGGGACCACCAACCGUGGCUUGCAUACCGGUCAAACUAGUAUUUAGCAGAUUACUGGAGAAAAUAAACAGACCACCAUCAAAGCCGCUGUGAAAGCUUAGAAGAGAUCAUCGAUAAGAGCUCUGUACUCAAAGCCUAAACGAGAUUUACAGGUACAAAACAUAUAACCAUGUCUUGUGUCUGGUUUUCGUAGAAUGGGAGUCACGUUUAGGGCAUCGAAAUUCUGGGGGUGAUGGGUCUUUUUGAGUAACCAUCAGGCUUUCAUUAUGUACUCUGAGGGAAAGUUAGUCGUAGGGAGAGCAAUUUACGUAGAGAAACUCUGGUUACUUACUGGUACAGAUCAGGUGAAGAGUUAGAACAAUGAUACCACUGGUUCGUUUUGUAUAUUAAUCACUCUCUUGAGUAAGCUUUGUUUCUCUGAUCUAGUUCCAGCUUUAGAUUUCUUAGUGUUAAAA
Molecule: messenger RNA, 2962 nt
Organism: Brassica napus (rape)
Lineage: Eukaryota; Viridiplantae; Streptophyta; Magnoliopsida; Brassicales; Brassicaceae
Exons: 4
Coding region: 390-2600 (736 amino acids)
Source: RefSeq, a predicted model, not a curated record